GCUCUGUGAGAAAGAAAGUAUAAAAGCUGUCUUAGAGAUUGUUUUAUUUUAUAGUCAAAUAUUGACAACUAGAACAGCUAUCAUCAUCUCUCUUACACACAUUUAGUCACACACAGCACAGACACGGUUUACACAUGAAAUCUCUCUCAUACAAACCAAACCAAUUUAUUUAUUUUUUUUAACUUUUUUGAGUUUACCAAACCUGAUUACUUGGGAGAAGCAAAAGGAGAGAUGGUAAAGAGAGAGUGAGAGAUGAAGAAAGGGUCUUCCCUGAGGACAGUGGAGAUGCUGAAGAAGAUAAAAGGCCUCGGUUAGCGAAAUUCACUUACGUUGGUAUUAUUGGAGGGCAUAGAGAGAUAGAAACAGAAAGAGGAGUUAUUGUGAAGUGAAAAAAACAAAUAACGGAGUUGGGGGCGGGGGGAGAGAUGGUGGGCUCAGGAGCAUCAGAUAGGAGCAAAGAGGCGGUUGGGAUGAUGGCCCUGCACGAGGCCCUCAGGAGUGUCUGUCUCAAUUCAGACUGGACUUACUCCGUCUUCUGGACCAUUCGACCACGCCCGAGAAGUAGAGGUGGUAAUGGUUGCAAGGUUGGCGACGACAAUGGCAGCUUGAUGCUGAUGUGGGAAGAUGGGUUUUGCCGGGGAAGAGUUGCUGAAUGUCUGGAGGAUAUAGAUGGGGAGGAUCCAGUCAGAAAGGCCUUCAGCAAAAUGUCCAUUCAGCUGUAUAAUUAUGGAGAAGGGCUGAUGGGAAAGGUUGCUUCUGAUAAGUGUCACAAAUGGGUUUUCAAAGAGCCUUCUGAAUGUGAACCCAAUAUCUCCAACUACUGGCAGAGCUCUUUUGAUGCUCUUCCUCCUGAAUGGACUGAUCAGUUUAACUCAGGAAUUCAGACCAUUGCUGUGAUUCAAGCUGGCCAUGGCCUUCUACAACUAGGCUCCUGCAAGAUUAUACCUGAAGACCUGCACUUUGUACUGAGAAUGAGACAUACCUUCGAAUCUCUUGGCUACCAAUCCGGUUUCUACCUCUCCCAGCUCUUCUCUUCAAACAGGAAUGCUUCCUCAUCCACUGUCGUUCCUUCAAAACAAGCAGCAGGGCCAAGCAGACCUCCAGCUCCCGUUUUCAAUUGGAGCCAAAGGCCACUCACACCUGCAACUUCUGUCAUGGGUUCCCCCAAUUUUCUUAAUGCUUCUCGACUUGGAUUCCCGCAGACAAAGGAUGAAACCCAGCUCUUUCUCCUUCCCCAUUCAUCUGAGACCCAAAUGAAUGACAUGAUUGCUGAUCAUGAUUCUGACAUAAAAUGGCCAAACGGGCUUUCCUUCUUUAAUGCUCUCACCGGCCGUGCUGAUGAUGCCAAGCUCCUAUUUGGGUCUGAGGGCUUAGGAAACAAACCAAACCAACAGCACCACUCAACCGUUCUUGGAGAGCCAGAAUGGGAACGAGAAUGAAAAUCCUGGUAAUGCAAACACCUAUGAGUACUUGAGCUUGGAGAGCCAGUCAAACAGUGCAAGGAAGAUGGAAAGCAAGUUCAAGAGGAGUUUCACGUUAUCCGCAAGAGUGGCUUCAUCGUAGUCUUCAUCUUCUUUAGAUCAUCGUCCAAACCACCUAGUGGACUAUAGGGGCUCUGAAGCAGGCGUUUAUUCUGAUAUCAUGGAAACCUUCCUAGAAUAAUUUGUUAACGAUCUCUGUAUGGAAGGACUAAAGGUCAGAUGUUGUAUUCUGAAGCAAAUUUAAUGCUCUUCUCUACUGGAAUGUCCUGUUGUUAUCUCCAUGCCAAUUUACUUCUUCCAAUUUCUGUCAUUACAUAGAAGUUUUCCUUCUUAUGUUGUUGUUGAUCAAUAAACUUGAUCAUCAAACCAAAUUUCCUCUUCAAGCUUUAAGACAGUAGUAGUAGUUCUCUUGGAACUUCAAUGAAUAUUUAAACAGAUUGUCUGCUCUUGUUUUCC
Molecule: messenger RNA, 1937 nt
Organism: Nelumbo nucifera (sacred lotus)
Lineage: Eukaryota; Viridiplantae; Streptophyta; Magnoliopsida; Proteales; Nelumbonaceae
Source: RefSeq, a predicted model, not a curated record